UUUAAAGAAAAUUAUUGUGAUACAAAAAUGGUUUAUUAAUAUCUGUUAUAGGUCGAUGAUUCUUUAACUAGAUCCUUUUCUAAUGGAAGAGUCCACGGUCACGGCUACUUUGAGCAGAAGGCAUCAUCCAUGAAGCAGCUCGCCGUCGAGGUGUCCGAGCUUCACGUUGGAGACAAUGGAGAGCUAUGGAUCACUUGCAUGUCCACAAUUCCCGGUUACGUCGGUUAUAACGAGAACUACGCCGACGUCCGCAAGCAUUCCAGACAAAUUGAGGUCCUAAUGACUGAAGUUCCGGCGGAGAUAAUCUCCAACACCAACGAAAUCGUAGACAGCAGCAGCAGUAGCAGCAGCAACAACAGUAACAACAACGCAGCAACGCUGAAGGACACCGACAUCCUGGAAUCGAUCUACCCAUUCUUCAUUGCCGCACUCAUCGUGUUUCUAUUUUAAAUAUCGACGAUGAAUUUAACUUAAUUUUUAAUCUUAAAUCCGUCUCUACUUUCGUGAGUCGGCUUCUUCGGUUUUCGUACUACAUUUAGAGAGGGAUAUUAAGCCGCUUCCGGUUUGGUUUACCAUUGGGAAAUAUUUUAUUAUAUAU
Molecule: messenger RNA, 598 nt
Organism: Nicrophorus vespilloides
Lineage: Eukaryota; Metazoa; Arthropoda; Insecta; Coleoptera; Silphidae
Exons: 2
Coding region: 130-450 (106 amino acids)
Source: RefSeq, a predicted model, not a curated record